AUUGGCGCGAAUAUUUAAGCAGCCUCAGUGCAGUGGGUGGAAAACGGCAGUGCGAAAGAUUGCCUGCGUCUAACUUAACAGGCAGCGGCAGUACAGUACCCAAUCUCUCUCUCUCUCUCUCUCUCUCUUUGCGCCUCUCAAGUGUUCUCGAUGGCGGAGAAGGCCGACGGAGCCAGAACAUACCGUCUGGUGGAGCUCCUCUCCUCUGCUGAGAGGGACUACCUUGUCAGGCGAAACGGCGAUCAGGUAAAAGUCAAUGAUCUCGAAGGGAAGACUGUUGGCCUCUAUUUCUCCGCAUCUUGGUGUGGCCCAUGCCGACGAUUCACUCCGGAGCUCAUCAGCGCAUAUGAAGGGCUUGUUCCAAAAGGCGAUUUUGAGGUUGUAUUUAUAUCGGCUGAUGAAGACCAGGAGCAAUUCGACAAGUACUUUUCAAAAAUGCCUUGGUUGGCCAUUCCAUUCUCUGAUUCAGACACCAGAUCAUCUCUCGAUGAGAUAUUUGAGGUCUCAGGGAUCCCAAAUUUGGUCAUUCUUGAUGGUAAUGGUAACCUGUUGACAGAUGAUGGCACCAUGAUGAUUAGAGAGUAUGGUGUUGAGAGCUAUCCAUUUUCUACGGAAAGGAUACAAGAGUUGAAGGCAGAGGAAGAAAAUGCUCGAAAUAAUCAGAGUCUGAAGUCAAUUUUGGUACAUUCGGCAAGAGAUUUUCUUAUAUACAAUGAUGGCAGGAAGGUCCCUGUGACAGAGCUUGAAGGAAAGACCGUCGGUUUGCUAUUUUCGGCAUAUUCUUUCGAACCAUGCAAGGAAUUCAUCCCACAACUAGUGGAAGUCUACAACAAGUUGAAGGAAAAAUACUUUGAGAUUGUCAUGAUCUCACUGGAUUUCAACACCGAGAGCUUUGAUGAGGGAUUUCAAGCAGUGCCAUGGCUUGCUCUGCCUUUUAAUGACUUGACAUGCACGAAGUUACCUCGCUACUUUGAGAUUGAGGGGAUUCCUACACUAGUUAUAAUUGGACCCGACGGGAAGACGCUGCAGUCAGAUGUCGUCGAAGCCAUUGAAAAUCAUGGUGCUGAGGCUUAUCCGUUCACUUCAGAAAGGAUGGCAGCACUUAUGGAAAUAGAGAAAGCUAAACUUGCAUCACAGACAAUAGAAUCGCUGCUAGUCUCAGAUGAAAGGGACUUUGUCAUUGGAAAGGGUGAGCUCAAGGUGCCAGUCUCUGAUCUAGUUGGUAAGACUGUCCUCCUCUACUUCUCAGCACACUGGUGUCCUCCAUGUCGUGGAUUCACCCCCAAGCUUAUUGAAACAUACCACGAGAUCAAAGCUAAGGAUUCAGCUUUUGAAAUAAUCUUCGUCUCAAGUGAUCACGACCAAGCAGCAUUUGAAGAGUACUUUGCCACAAUGCCAUUUUUAGCUCUCCCUUACGGCGACAUGAGAAAGAAGUCUUUAUCAAAAACCUUCAAAGUCACCGGCAUCCCGACUCUUGUUGCCAUCGGCCCGAAUGGCAGGACACUAACGAAAGAUGCUAGGAAUCUAGUGGCCAAUUAUGGCGCUGCAGCAUAUCCUUUCACAGAGGAGCGGCUGAAGGAGCUGGAACAGGAGACGGAAGAAACAGAAACAGCAGAAAGUGAUGCUGAAGAUGAUCAGAAUGGAGUCGGCCAAGAAAUACAAGGUGAACCAUGCAAUGAAGGCUUGGUUUGUGAUGGUGAAGUUUGCCGUAGAGCCUGAACUCUGAAGGAAAGCCUCCCUCUUGUUGUUGAACCAAAUAAAACCCCUAUCAUAUGCUCGUAGGACAUAUCGUUUUGUGAUGCUUUUUACGGUUACUGUAUCUGUUUGUUGUUUAAUAAACUCUGCUUAUGUAUGCUUUCCCUCCCUCUCGAUCGUGGAAUGAAUGUGGAUAGGGUUGCCUAUGUUUAAAAAGAUCUUAACUACUAUAGUUUUGAUACACUUAUCGAGCACUCAAUGUAGAACUAGAUGGAAGAAGAAAUUAGUA
Messenger RNA from Nymphaea colorata (pocket water lily), 1984 nucleotides. Its product is annotated as probable nucleoredoxin 1. The transcript is spliced from 4 exons. Gene Ontology annotation, molecular function: thioredoxin-disulfide reductase (NADPH) activity. The record is from RefSeq and is a predicted model, not a curated record. Lineage: Eukaryota; Viridiplantae; Streptophyta; Magnoliopsida; Nymphaeales; Nymphaeaceae. Bases 151 to 1719 code for a protein of 522 amino acids.